This is a messenger RNA of Hirsutella rhossiliensis, 1068 nucleotides long. RefSeq names its product eukaryotic porin domain-containing protein. The transcript has 3 exons. The coding region runs from base 1 to 1068 and encodes 355 amino acids. The record is from RefSeq and is a predicted model, not a curated record. Gene Ontology annotation, biological process: protein import into mitochondrial matrix. Gene Ontology annotation, cellular component: mitochondrial outer membrane; mitochondrial outer membrane translocase complex. Gene Ontology annotation, molecular function: transmembrane protein transporter activity. Lineage: Eukaryota; Fungi; Ascomycota; Sordariomycetes; Hypocreales; Ophiocordycipitaceae.
AUGGCCGCCUCUGCCAUGGACUCGCUAUGCUCCAUCCUCUUCUCCAACCCCAUCGCCGCCACGAUAGGAGACGUCGUCAACUCCUUCUCGGAGCGCAGAGCCAAGCUCGGCCUCGCCAACCCCGGCACCAUCGAGAGCCUCUCCAAGGAGGUGCAGCGCGAUGUCUUCCUCAACAACCACAUGUUCACCGGGGUCCGCGCCGACCUGACAAAGGUCUUCAGCAUGGCCCCCCUAUUCCAGGUGUCGCAUCAGUUCGCAAUGGGCGAACGCAUCAACCCUUACACCUUUGCCGCCAUGUACGGAACUGGCAGGGUCUUUUGUCAGGGCAACGUAGACAACGAGGGCUCUCUGUCGGGACGGUUCAACUUUCGGUGGACGGAUAAGCUCGUGUCCAAGUCGCAGCUCUCCAUCUCUCCCGGCGGCCAGGACAUGGCGCAAUUCGAGCACGAAUACACCGGCAAUGACUUUAGCGCCUCCCUCAAGAUGCUGAAUCCCUCGUUUCUCGAGGGUGGAGUCACAGGAAUCUACAUCGGAAGCUAUCUGCAAUCCGUCACGCCUCGCCUCGCCCUCGGCCUCGAGACCCUCUGGCAACGUCCCGCACUCACCCAAGGUCCCGAAUGUGCCGUCUCAUACUGCGCUCGCUACAAGGCCCAGGACUGGGUCGCCACCGCUCAGCUGCAGGCUGCCAUGGGGACCGUCACCACCUCGUACUGGAGACGGCUCUCGGAUAAGGUUCAGGCUGGUGUUGAUCUGAACCUCGGCCUCGUCCCAUCUCCCGGCGGUGUCAUGGGCGGCGGCCUGCAGAAAGAAGGCGUGGCGACCAUUGGCGCCAAAUACGACUUCCGCAUGUCCACGUUCCGGGCCCAGGUCGAUUCCAAGGGCAAGCUGAGUUGCUUGUUAGAGAAGCGAGUUGCUCCCCCGGUCAUGAUGACCUUUGCCGCCGACAUCGACCAUUUUACACAACAAGCCAAGCUCGGCCUGGGCGUCUCCAUCGAGGCCGCGCCCGAGGAGCUACAAGACCAGCAAGAGGUCAUGGGCGCGCAGACACCCCCCAACAUCCCCUUCUAG